CUGGCUGGUGGAGGGAGGCCCCCAUUUUUCUUUAUAGGAUAGGAAAAACUUUCCUCCAGUCUUUGGUUCUUACGGUAAUUAAGGAAUAGAACUGUUUCUGAUUUCUAGUCCAUUCCCUUUCACUCAAGUCGUAUUAUUUUCUUGUUUGUCUGAAAAAACUUCUGAUUUCACAUCUGCCAACUACUCUCAUUUUCAUUAAAACUUCAGCUAAAAAACCUUUCUUUCACAAAGCUUUACUGUCUUAGACAGGCCUAGCUGAAAUUCCUUCCAUUCUUUCGUAUUAAUUAAAAGCACCUUUCCUGUAGGCGGUCCCACUGUAAAAAAUCAUAUUAUAAGAGUGGAUAAAAAGCAAUACGGUGAAAGCAGAAACAAAAGGGAGGGAAAAUGAAAGUGGGAGAAAUGGUUACUUGUUUUGGAAUCUGUAACUGUAAGCUCCUGGUGGGUGGAUACUCGUACAUUAAGUAACUAGUUUGGCUUUUAUUUUUAAGUUCACUUCUCAAAUCUUUAUUCACACUCCUUUCUUCUAAAAUUGACAGAAGUACAGAAGGGAACAUCACACAGUAAAACUAACCAGAAUGCGUCCAUCUGGCAUGCCUUUCAGGAAUCCAGCCCACUAAUAUUUGCUAUGGGUUUCAUGACUCAACCCUUCAAGAUGCCGCACAAGGAAGAAUUUCCUCAUUUUGCAGAACUGCCAAAUCUCAUUCACUGGAGCAAAGGCUCCUCAUUUGGGGCUCAUUUUUAGACAGUUGUUUAUCUGUUUAUAUAUUGUAAAAAUCUCCCUCAGCGGAUGGAGUUUGUCAUGCAUUUCUAAAUAGUGAGUAAACAUAUUCCUCCACCCCCUCCCGGCAGGACACACUUCAGCAUUUUGGCCACUGAGCCUAGUUGAAUUUCUCUCUCCUUCCUUCCUCCCCUCUUCCCACGCAGCCUAGUUUUAUUCUUGCUUCCUUGGUUUUAUUUCUUCCUCUCUUCCUCCCUUUUUCUUCCUUCCCUACCUUCAGCCACAUCUUUCAGCCUCGUUUGUUCUUUGGAGGCUUUUAUUCUCCCCUCUUCCUCUCUUCUUUCCUCCUUCCCCCUUCUUCCUUCCCUCGCUUCAGCUACUUCUCUUAGCCCCAUUUGUUCCUUCCAGUCUCCACUUUCUUCUCUUCCAUUGGUAAUCUGUCUAAUUUACUCCACUUGAAAAAAGAAAAAUCUUGAUUUAUAUUUGUAUCUUCUUCCCUUCAAAACUGUUAUCUAAGUUCCUCUUUAUUAUCUCCUCCCUCCUAUUUUAAAAUAACAAUUAAUAUUUAGCGAGUACUAAGUGCAGGAAGGAUGCCAAGCUCUCUCGCAGUCUCUCUUGAGGGAGGUACCUUUAUUAUUCUGUUUCAUGGAUGAAAAACAAAAGCACAGAAUUCAAGUAACUUGCGUAAGUCACGAAGCUAUAACCAGGAAUCUGGCUCUGCAAGCAAUGGGCUUUAAAAUUAUUUUAAAAGUUUUAUUAGAUUCAAAGACUAUGUAUAAAAUAUAUGCAAAUUAUGAAAGAAACGUUAUCUUUUGAUGGGGCACCAUGGGGGCAAGUUUCCAGUUUUGCCCAUUAAAAAAAAAAAAUCCUUCCCAAUUUUUGAGGCUUCUGCCAUUGAACACUGCUGCUCGCGGCUCCUGUUCCCACUUGGCUCCACAAACGCGUCUUUUAUUAUGACUCAGCCCAGCCCGUUCCUUGCCAAGCGGCUGACGCUCGCGCCGGAGGCGCCGGGGCCGCCGCUCGGGGGCGAGGGUUCGCGCCGCGGCUCGCGCCCGCUUCUCCCGCUUUACGGCUGCUGAAAACCCGGCCCGGCAGCCGUACCGCAGACGAGCCCGCGCCCGCGCCGCUCAGGUCUAUGAAAUCUGAUGGUGUAGGAAAUGCUCAUCCAGUAUCCGCAGUGCUGUUUAAAGAGAAAAGGCCCAGGUGAAGCCUGUUAACUAGAAGACUGAGUGAUAUGAGGGACUAGCUGCCUGGGAUGAGAAGCCGAGACUAAUCUCCCAGCUGGACGUUCAAAAUAGCUUUUGAUGUCUUAGGGCGUCUUUUAUUCAACCCUAGGAGGCCGAGGGAAGAAAAGGAUAAUUUAAAUGAAAUUUAGUUUCUAUAAAGAAAACGAUUAAAAACAAGGUAGAGAGACAUUUCCUCUCAGGAUUUUGAAGAUAAUAUUCUACUGUUUUCUGGCUUUCAUAGUCGUCAUUAAGAAGUCUGCAAGGAAAUGAGCUUUGACUAUUAGGCACCUGGAUGAAGAGCCCUGGGUUCAGAUUGUCAGUCUCCUGUAACCAGCAGAAGCCCUCCAGUUGCACUAGGAACAUUCAAUUGAAGUAAAAAGAUGGCCUAUCAGAAGGUCCAUGCAGAUCAAAGAGCUCCAGGACACUCACAGUACUUAGACAAUGAUGACCUUCAAGCCACUGCCCUUGACUUAGAGUGGGACAUGGAGAAGGAACUAGAGGAGUCUGGUUUUGACCAAUUCCAGCUAGACAGUGCUGAGAAUCAGAACCUAGGGCAUUCAGAGACUGUAGACCUCAAUCUUGAUUCCAUUCAACCAGCAACUUCACCCAAAGGAAGGUUCCAGAGACUUCAAGAAGAAUCUGACUACAUUACCCAUUAUACACGAUCUGCACCAAAGAGCAAUCGCUGCAACUUUUGCCACCUCUUAAAAAUACUUUGCACAGCCACCAUUUUAUUUAUUUUUGGGAUUUUGAUAGGUUAUUAUGUACAUACAAAUUGCCCUUCAGAUGCUCCAUCUUCAGGAACAGUUGAUCCUCAGUUAUAUCAAGAGAUUCUCAAGACAAUCCAGGCAGAAGAUAUUAAGAAGUCUUUCAGAAAUUUGGUACAACUAUAUAAAAAUGAAGAUGACACGGAAAUUUCAAAGAAGAUUAAGACUCAGUGGACCUCUUUGGGCCUAGAAGAUGUACAGUUUGUAAAUUACUCUGUGCUGCUUAAUCUGCCAGGCCCUUCUCCCAGCACCGUGACUCUGAGCAGCAGUGGGCAAUGCUUUCAUCCUAAUGGCCAGCCUUGCAGUGAAGAAGCCAGAAAAGACAGCAGCCAAGACCUGCUCUAUUCAUAUGCAGCCUAUUCUGCCAAAGGAACUCUCAAGGCUGAAGUCAUCGAUGUGAGUUAUGGAAUGGCAGAUGAUUUAAAAAGGAUUAGGAAAAUAAAAAAUGUAACAAAUCAGAUCGCCCUGCUGAAAUUAGGAAAAUUGCCACUGCUUUAUAAGCUUUCCUCAUUGGAAAAGGCUGGAUUUGGAGGUGUUCUUCUGUAUAUUGAUCCUUGUGAUUUGCCAAAGACUGUGAAUCCUAGCCAUGAUACCUUCAUGGUGUCACUGAAUCCAGGAGGAGACCCUUCUACGCCUGGUUACCCAAGUGUCGAUGGAAGUUUUAGACAAAGCCGAUCAAACCUCACCUCUCUGUUAGUGCAGCCCAUCUCUGCAUCCCUCGUUGCAAAACUGAUCUCUUCGCCAAAAGCUAGAACCAAAAAUGAUGCCUGUAGCCCUCUAGAGCUUCCAAAUAAUGAAGUAAGAGUCAUCAGCAUGCAAGUUCAGACAGUCACAAAAUUGAAAACAGUUACUAAUGUUGUUGGAUAUGUAAUGGGCUUGACAUCUCCAGACCGGUAUAUCAUAGUUGGCAGCCAUCAUCACACCGCACACAGUUAUAAUGGACAAGAAUGGGCCAGUAGUACCGCAAUAAUCACAGCGUUUAUCCGUGCCUUGAUGUCAAAAGUUAAGAGAGGGUGGAGACCAGACCGAACUAUCGUUUUCUGUUCUUGGGGAGGAACGGCUUUUGGCAAUAUUGGCUCAUAUGAAUGGGGAGAGGAUUUCAAGAAGGUUCUUCAGAAAAAUGUUGUGGCUUAUAUUAGCCUCCACAGUCCCAUAAGGGGGAACUCUAGUCUGUAUCCUGUAGCAUCACCGUCUCUUCAGCAACUGGUAGUAGAGAAAAAUAAUUUCAACUGUACCAGAAGAGCUCAGUGCCCAGAAACCAAUAUCAGUUCUAUACAGAUACAAGGUGAUGCUGAUUAUUUCAUCAACCAUCUUGGAGUUCCCAUCGUGCAGUUUGCUUAUGAGGACAUCAAAACAUUAGAGGGUCCAAGUUUUCUCUCCGAGGCCCUUUUUUCUACACGAGCAACAAAAAUUGAAGAAAUGGAUCCGUCUUUCAACCUUCAUGAAACCAUUACUAAGCUCUCAGGAGAAGUGAUUUUGCAAAUUGCCAACGAACCUGUUCUGCCCUUUAAUGCACUUGAUAUAGCUUUAGAAGUUCAAAACAACCUUAAAGGUGAUCAACCUAACAUUCAUCAACUGUUAGCCAUGGCGUCACACCUGCGGGAGAGUGCUGAACUUUUUCAGUCUGAUGAGAUGCGACCUGCUAAUGAUCCCAAGGAGAGAGCACCCAUCCGCAUCCGGAUGCUGAAUGACAUUCUCCAAGACAUGGAGAAAAGCUUUCUGGUAAAGCAGGUGCCACCAGGUUUUUAUAGAAACAUCCUAUACCACCUUGAUGAAAAGACAAGCCGGUUUUCAAUACUUAUAGAGGCUUGGGAACACUGCAAACCCCUUGCAUCAAAUGAGACCCUUCAAGAAGCCGUGUCAGAGGUGUUGAACAGCAUUAAUUCAGCUCAGGUUUACUUCAAAGCAGGACUUGAUGUGUUCAAGAGUGUCUUGGAUGGGAAGAAUUGAGAAAACCCUGAGCAUUUUUAAAAGUUUGUUUACAAUUCCACAAGCAAAAGCUCUAAUUUAACCAGAUUUUCUGACAUUGAAGGCUUAUUUUCCCCAAUGGCUUUUUGACAAGUAUAAAGCUAUUAUUACCUUGUAUUUUUUAAAUGUAAAUAUAAAAAGAACAUUUUGCACAUUUAAUAUUUUUCUUAUAUCUACAUUUCUGAAUAUGUAAAGCAAGUUAUUGACAUAGGACUUAAGAAUUACUUAUUAAAAAGAAAUCUGAUAUAUAUAUACUAUUUUGAGGAAAAAGUUCCAAGAAGUUCUGGGCUAUCUUUGUUCCUAUGGGCAGAGCAUAUAGGAACACAUUUUAUUCUCUCUGAUAGAGCUAUUAAUGACUUAGUUUCUAUAAAAGAAAUGGAGAGUUGAUAUGGUUCAGAUUAACUUCACUAUUAAGUGUUCAAUAUGAAGAAUUCAAGUAUUCUGACUGAGUGAUUGGUUGACCUAAACCACUUUGAAUGUUUCUAUUUUAUGAAAUGAAGUUUCUCUUCUUAACACAACUAGAUGUAGUAAUACACUGGUUAUGAAAUUGUAUUUUUUUAAGUAUUCAUGAAAAAAGAGCCAUAAGCAUUCCAGGGAAAAAUCUCAAGGGAGCUACACAGAGCAAUUUAAAUGCAAAUUUUUUUUCCUAAAAACUUACAAGGUGACUAGCUUUGAAACCCCUAAUUUGCCUCAGUUGAUUUUCUAAGAAUUUCAGGAGCGAUGUAUGUCUUAAGAGGGAGAAAAAAAUAUUUCUUAUUACUUUUUCUCUUGUUUCUGUUGGAAACACUGAAACAGGGACUACUCUAAAAUGAAAGCGUCUCACAUUGGUUUUCUUUCUUGUAUCUUUUCUGAAACUCCUUGCUGUAAGGCAGCUUUCACAGAGUACUAUAUAUUUUCAACAGUAAAGUAGCAGAGUUUCUCUUUGAAACCCAAAAUGUCUUCUAAAGCAUCAAAUUUAUUUCUGCCUCUGACAAAAAGAACUUACUAUGAAAGAAAUAGUUGUUUUAUCAAUAAAAGCCCCUUAAUAUUAUGAAGAAA
This is a messenger RNA of Pongo pygmaeus (Bornean orangutan), 5717 nucleotides long. It is a transcript of the gene NAALADL2, whose product is annotated as N-acetylated alpha-linked acidic dipeptidase like 2. NCBI's taxonomy places the organism in Eukaryota, Metazoa, Chordata, Mammalia, Primates, Hominidae. Bases 2325 to 4661 code for a protein of 778 amino acids. The transcript is spliced from 19 exons. The record is from RefSeq and is a predicted model, not a curated record.